This is a messenger RNA of Marmota flaviventris (yellow-bellied marmot), 2974 nucleotides long. NCBI's taxonomy places the organism in Eukaryota, Metazoa, Chordata, Mammalia, Rodentia, Sciuridae. The record is from RefSeq and is a predicted model, not a curated record.
AUGCCAAUGGCUCGGUCACCUCCCUGCACACCCCCGGUUGGCAGGGGACACCUAGCCGCGCUCGUCGGUAUCCCGGGGGAGCAGGGCUCCGGGGCAGCGGAGGAAACGCGAGUGGGCGGUCCCGGGCCUCGCAAGCCCCAGCGACGUCCUUAUCUGGGCCUGGCGGGAGCGCGUCUCGGCACUGAUAACCGCCCACAAGGGCCGCCCGGGCUCUGCCGCCGCUGCCAGGGGCCCCGGAGCCCAGGAGAGGGGCGCGCUGGCAGUGCGGGGACAGGGGGCCGGGAAGGGCUCGACCCUCGCCUCCCCGGGGCGCGAGCGGUCGUCUCCCCUCCUCCCGCAGAAGCCACUGCGACGGCCGCCCCGCCGGCUCGCUCCUCCCCAGGUCCCUCCGGUCGGGGCGGGCCGAGGGGUCGCUCCGCCUGGCCCGGCGCCCCCCACCCACGCGGACCCGAGUGCCCGCCCCUCUGCGGGGGCCGCGGCCCAAAGGUCCCAGAGAUGGGGGAGGGGGUCAACGGGGGAGGUGUCGGGGGCUUAAAGAGAAAGAGGGGUCUUCCGGUCUCGGCCACCGCUCCGGGCUACGCCCCCUCCUCGGACCUUGGCGAGUACUCUUCCCGGGGUCCCCGGUCGGGGAGAAAAACCUCGCGGUCGCGCUCCGCUCGGCCCAAAGGGAGCGGCGAAGAACCGGCGAGGAAAACGCCUAAGGGAGGCUCCUGGCGAUUCCAGCCGGGGAGGGGGUCGGGGGUUAAACCCGGAGCCCGCGUCCCAGACCUGGCGACCUCCCGCGUCUGGAGGGUGGCGACCCGCCAGCCCACCGGUCUCCUCCUCUCACUUGCCCAAGCAAGGGGCGCCACUUGGGACGUGAACUUCCAGGGCCAGCAAGCUGGAGCCAGAACCGCCGCUCCUCGGCCCGCGGCGCCGGAUUCGGUCCCGCCAACCCCGCACCCACGGUCGCAGGGGCCGCUCGCGGCUGCGGGCGCAUCGGGUGCCGGGCUUCGCUCUCCCCGACGAGCAGGGACACCCUACAGUCGUGGGGAAGCUCCCUCGGCCGGCCCGGAUCCGACCCGCAGGCAGCCCGCAGGCGAGCCGGUUCUCCCGCUGCAGGUCCAGACCCGCGCGUCUUCGCCUCAACCUUCGCGGGGAGGCUGGAGAAAGGCAGUCCCGCGCCCCCCGCCGCGGCUCCGAGUCCCCGCGGCCCCACCCCGCCCCCUGGGCCGGUGGGCUCGGCGCUCACUCACCGCGCCCGGCUCCGGCCGCAGCCUGCAGCCGCGGUCUCCCGACGCCGCCGACUCCCGCGGGUCACUGCAGGCCCCGCCGCCCCAGGACCGCGAGGGGGCAGGGCGAGGCGGAGCGGGGCGGGGCGGAGCCGCUGCCUCAGGUAACAAUGCUGCGGACCGGGCUGCUCCCCGCGCCGGCCGCGAAGGGCAGCACGCCCUUUCCUGCUCGGCGGCCUCCCCCGCUCCCCUCCACCCUCUGGGCGCCGCCGACGCCGCCACCGCGCUCGCCUUCACCUGCCCCGGGCUCUCGGGUCUUGGAAGCCGCGCUCGCAAGCUGUUCCCGGCACGCGAAGACGGAUGCGGGCUGUGGAGGGAGGUCGGGGAGAGGGAGACGGAGAUGGCGCGGCUUGGAGUGGAGCCGGGUGUCCUAGUGGAACGGGCGAGGGAGGCGCCACGCUGGCUUCGGAGCGGGCAAGCGGCUUCCACAAAGGAGCCUCUGCCGCAGCCUCCAGGACACCCUCCCCUGCGCACACGCGCGCGCACACACCGCACACACUUCAGCAAGCACGCACACCCUCCAGCACACUCACGCAUCCCCGCGCGCCGCAGAGCCUGUUUCUCCCUGGAGCACUGGGCAGCACUCGGAGGACUGUCCCAGCCCGGUGGCCGAACUUUGGCGGGCCCGAGCUUCCCCAGCGGUCCGCCCCUUCCUGGGGCCUGCCAACCUUGACUUGUGACGCCAGGCAGUGAGAAGCGAGUCGUCAAAGAAAACUCACCGGGCAGAUCGGCCGGCGGAAGUCAGCUGCCGAGUGGGGAGGCGCCCUCUGCGGGGAUGAGGUCAUCGCCACCUUUGACUCGGUGAUCCCAGAUAACCGACCAGGCUUUUCCAGGCUCAGGUGCCUGGGGACUUCCUCCUUCUCCACCUGGUCCCCGGUGCCUGAACCCAAAGGACAGAAUUCCUGGCAUGCUCCUCGGAUAGAAAAAGAGGAACUAGUAAUGUAGACCAAGCGACCAACCAACUAGACCCCAAACCUGCUCACCAGUAGCCCGUUUCUUGGUCAUGGGUCAGGUGUACACUCCGAAAAAGAAACGGAUGCUAGUAAGAUCAUGGAAAGGCUCGAGAGUCGGAAAAGGUGAUUAAAGACAGUCCUGUGUUUUAUACUGAUAUUAAUCCCAAAUGAAUAUUGACUCGAGUGGCAAAAGUUGACUGACAGGGUGCCACAAGUGAGGAACGGUUGGCAUCCUCUACCUUUCUUUCCCGGCUGCGAGGGGGGCCCACACCUGCUGCCUCUUCCCACUCCUCCAGCCCUGGGAACAUGGCCGCCCAGCAUGCGCUCUGAAUCAGUCACCUUAGCCCUGUGUAGAGAGGCUCACCUGUGAUCCCAGCUGCUGCGAGGCAGGGGCAGGAGGAUCACUUGAGCCAGGAGGUUAAGCCAACCUGGGCAACACAGCCAGACCCCUGUCUCAAAAAAAAAAAAAAGAUAUCACUAAGUGGUCAAGUUGGGCGACCCACCCCUGCCUCUCCUCCCUCUGAUCUCUGCAGGGUCCUGCCAUCUGCUUUUCUGGCCUUCCCUGAGGACCCUUCUUUUCCUUUGAGGGUGGUCAUAAGCCUCUUCCAAGUCUUGAUCUCCCAUCAUCCAUUAUUAUCCCAAGCCAAUUGCCUUUCACUCCAACCUGGAUGGUCCUGCUUUGGUGGGGCUUGAAGCCUACAACUUGAGAGGGAGGUUUUUAAAGCACAACAAUAAAAACUUACAAACAAA